AUGUCUUCUCUACUUUGGAGUUCCAUUGCAACGUGUGUGGCAGUGCUAUUUCUACUCCUUCAUCUUGGCAUUGCACACCCUUCACUCUCUCACCUUCAUAGGAAUAGUAUCACUCGCUUACCAGGUCAACCCCAUGUUGAGUUUCAUCAGUUUUCAGGCUAUGUGACUGUUGAUCACAAAAACCAGAAAGCACUGUUUUUUUACUUCGCUGAAGCUGAAAAAGAUGCACUUUCCAAACCCCUUGUUCUUUGGCUCAAUGGAGGGCCUGGUUGUUCUUCUCUGGGAGUUGGUGCAUUUUCCGAGAAUGGACCAUUUAGGCCCAAAGGAGAGGCCUUGAUUAGGAACCAAUUCAGCUGGAAUCGAGGUACCUAG
Messenger RNA from Abrus precatorius (Indian licorice), 372 nucleotides. RefSeq names its product serine carboxypeptidase-like 45. The transcript has 2 exons. Bases 1 to 372 code for a protein of 123 amino acids. Gene Ontology annotation, biological process: proteolysis. Gene Ontology annotation, molecular function: serine-type carboxypeptidase activity. Lineage: Eukaryota; Viridiplantae; Streptophyta; Magnoliopsida; Fabales; Fabaceae. The record is from RefSeq and is a predicted model, not a curated record. Gene Ontology annotation, cellular component: vacuole.